Molecule: messenger RNA, 1860 nt
Organism: Aureococcus anophagefferens
Lineage: Eukaryota; Pelagophyceae; Pelagomonadales; Pelagomonadaceae
Exons: 1
Coding region: 393-1829 (478 amino acids)
Biological process (GO): peptidyl-proline hydroxylation to 4-hydroxy-L-proline
Cellular component (GO): endoplasmic reticulum
Molecular function (GO): L-ascorbic acid binding; iron ion binding; procollagen-proline 4-dioxygenase activity
Source: RefSeq, a predicted model, not a curated record
GCGGAAAGGUCCACGUCCACGCGAACACGCAAGGCGACUGGGUCGGCGCGGACCUCGCGGAGGACGAGGCUUUGGUCGGUCUCGGCGGGUUGUGGCCCAUCUGGACGAACGGUGAGUGGCCGUCGGCGGGCCACCGGCUGAGUCUGGAGGGCGGCGAGGGCGGCGGCGGCGGCGCGGUGUCCGUCGCGUUGAUCGCGGGCCCGCUGGGGCAGGACGACCCCCUCAAGCCCUUCCCGGGCCUCGGGCCCAAGUGGGAGUCGAGUGAAGCCAACUACCGCGUGAGCGCCGUGUCCAUCUACGGCGACCCCGCGCCGGCUCCGGAGGACCCGGCUCCGGAGUGCGCGACGACGGAGGCGCGCGGCGUUCGGGUCCGCGGCCGCCUCAACGGCGACAUGGGGUCGGCGCUGGUCGGCCCGCCCGUGCACCCCUGCGAGUUCGCCGACUUUGACUCCUUUUUGCGGACGUCGUGUUUGGACGCGCGGAAGACGACGCUCGGAAGGAUCGACCUCGCGGGCGACCACACGGGCCCGGCUUUGGUCGCCGCGGAGUACUCGGACUGCGAGCCGGCCCACGGCGCCCGGGCCUUCGACGCCGAGGGGAACCGGCUGAACACCAUGGCGGACCUGCUGGCCUUGGCGCGAAAAGGCCGCGGCGUCGUCGGCUACCCGGCGAAGGUUUCGGGAGACGCGGACGCGACGUGGGACGCCAAGGCCGCCGCGGACGUCUGGCUCGUGCCCAGCGGCGUCCACUUCGUCUGGCCCACCGUACGCACGGGCCACGCGACGGUUACCGAUUUAGCCGACGCGGAGACGGGCGUCGACGCGGGCCACCGCUCCGUCGUCACGACUCUCUCCAUGCGGCCCCAGGUGUUUCGCAUCUCCCAGUUCAUGAUGGGCCACGAAACCGAAAAGUUGAUCGAGCGCAACAAGCCGCGCAUCAAGCCGUCGGAGGUUGGAUUGGUGGGGCGGUCGGGCGACAAGACGCGGACGUCGACGAACGCCUGGGACACGGCGAGCCCCGUCGCGCGCGACGUCAUCGGCCGCGCGUUCCGCCUGCUGAAGAUCGACGCCCACCGCAAGCUCGAGGACGGGCUGCAGGUGCUCCACUACGAGCGGCCCCAGUGGUACAAGCCCCACGUCGACUACUUCACGUCGCGGAACGCGGGCGGCGGCGGCGCAUCCGAGGACGCGUUCUCCAACGCCAUCCCUACCGCGAACAACGGCACGAACCGCUUCGCGACUGUCUUCCUCUACCUGAACAACGCCGGUAGUGGCGGCGAGACCGUCUUCCCGCUGUCGACGACGCACGAGAUCUACCAAGGCGGGCGCCUCACGCAGGCGGGCACGAACCGCACCCCGGGCUUCAUCCGCGACGCGGACGCGGCCUGGGUCUGCGACACCAAGUCGGAGGCCCUGCGCGUGACGCCGCGCACGGGCGACUCCGUGUUGUUUUAUUCGCAGCGCGGCGACGCGUCGUUGGACGGCUACUCGCUCCACGGGUCCUGCCCGAUGGGCGACGGCGAGAAGUGGGCCGCGAACCUCUGGGUCUGGAACCGGCCCCGCGACGCCAUCGACAAGGCCAAGGCCAAGGCCAAGGCGGGCAUCGAGUGCGUCUUCACGAACAAGGCCAGUUCAAAGGUCGCGCUCUACUGGGACGACGGCGGCGACCUCGCGCCCCAGGGCGACAUCCCGCCGGGCCAGGGCGUCACGAUCAACACGUUCCCGACCCACAAGUUCACGGCCUUCCUCGGCGACAAGGACGGCGCGCGCCUCGGGUCCUGGACCAUGCGGCAGGGCCUCACGAAGAUCGACGUCGGCGUCGGGCGCUAGGCGCGCCGUAAACUCGCGCGGUCGCUAUCCC